Acanthoscelides obtectus is the source of this 222-nucleotide messenger RNA. Lineage: Eukaryota; Metazoa; Arthropoda; Insecta; Coleoptera; Chrysomelidae. The record is from the annotation of a GenBank genome assembly.
AUGGCACAAGAAUUAAACCUGACAGAACGCCAAGUCAAAGUCCGGUUUCAAAACCAGAGGAUGAAGUGCAAAAAGGAAGAGGAACAAAGAACGUCAUCUCCUACUCGGACAUUCCCUUCGUCCACUCCUAGUCCAACUAGCAAAUCGGGAAUCCAAACGGUGAGGCCUAAAUGCCAUUUGAUAACUAGUCCAGCUUCAAUAACUCUGAGCUUUUUAUACUGA